Pyricularia oryzae 70-15 is the source of this 4388-nucleotide messenger RNA. RefSeq lists its product as uncharacterized. The coding region runs from base 1 to 4242 and encodes 1413 amino acids. The record is from RefSeq and is a predicted model, not a curated record. NCBI's taxonomy places the organism in Eukaryota, Fungi, Ascomycota, Sordariomycetes, Magnaporthales, Pyriculariaceae. The transcript has 7 exons.
AUGGCUUCACCGGCACCUGACCAGCUGGAUGUCUUGGGCCAAGCCGCUCUCGAUGCGCUCGACGGCAUCCAGGACUCGCUGGACCCAAAUGGCUCGGAAUCGUCAUUGGACCUGGACCCGACCGAAAGUAGCAGCGAUAGCUAUUCAGUUCCCAGCGAUCUCGAUGAUGACGAGUGGUCAGAUGCCUUAGGUUGGGAUUGGGACCGAGUUUACAAAAACAUGUUCGAUAGCAUUAAUUGGAGGACGAGUAUGCGAGAUGUGAUCCAGGAUCCAAACGCACCCAAACCACUUAGACCGCCACCCCAGAAAGACAAUUUCAACGGGGAGUUCAGCUACAUCGAAUAUAUUCCCGGAUGGACCUCGCCAAAAUUCGAUUCCGACAAAGAAUACUUUGGCGUCGAGGGGCAGGAUGAGGUCACCUUUCAGCGGUGGAAAUACAGCUUCUGGGCUCGCCUUCGGCCCGCCCAGGCAUUGGUUGACUCCUUUUACAACCCUACAGAGAUGGCGAAGCGUUAUGGAAUCUACCCCAACAGACAAGAUGGCAGGUCAAGACUAUCCCCUGCCGACGCGGCGUCCAGGAAGGUACAGUUGGACAAGCCGAUAUCGAUGCCUAACGGCACAUUGAAGAGCUUUGUGGACGUGAAGCACUACGAGUGGGUUCGCAGCCAUGAGUAUCUGAACCAAGAGAACGCGUCGAACGUAGCCGCUGGACAGACCUUUGAGAGUUUCCUGGUCGAGCGGUCAAAGGCCAAUGCCAAUGUGCAGCAACAAGAUUCUACCGAGGUUUACGAGAAACUGCUACUCCUUCACAAGCAGAUCGCAGACGACCAGGAGUAUCAGAGAGCCUUCUUCAAGGAGUUCACCACGGAUGAGUUGAUCGCUCAAAAAGUCCUUCACUUUGGAGACGACGUGAAGUACGAACUUGAAGGCGUUUUGCACCCGCUUCUCAAGCGAGAAAAGUGGCUUACAACAGAGGAUCAAGGCGGUGAUAUUGACAGCCCCAAACUGUUGUGGUCCUUUGGGGGGAACCGAGGGGAAUGGUCAGCGCAUGAUGCGACCGUCUGGGAAGCCCUGCAACCAGCAUUACAACUUUUGACUCGCUUCUUACGGUUGGAUGUGCCAGUUUUCACCAGCAUGAUGGACUACCGUAGCCAGCGGCCUUUUGACCAACGAGUUAUACAUCGCGGCUUGCACACUGGCUGGAGACAACGAAUCGCGUGGUUCAGAGAUGUGGACCCGGACAAAACCUGGCAAUGUCUUGCAACACUGCACAACCUAGGAUUCAACUCGGUAGAAUGGGUCGAGACUAUUUUGCAGGAGCGCUUGGAGUUGAUUGUGGGUUCGGCGUAUCGCGACCGAGAUGGCAGAUGCAGCUCAAGGCAUUUUGCCUGGACCAACUUGGAGGGGCAGGUCCACUGCUUUCACUCGGCUGGAAUCCCCAACGCAAAGACGCUGCGCAGCGACUGGAGAAUCAGAAUCGAAGUUGCCGCCGAAGGUAUCUGGCCGCUUCUGUCGCCAGACUUCAGCAAGGCGGAGAAGUUGACGUGCUCCUUUGCCCUCGCCGUGACGAUGUUUCACGAGUUUGCACAUGCCAUUGGGAUGGCACUGGAGACCAUGCGUCUCUACCCAGACCUGUUCUCGCGGAAGGAAGAUGAAGUUGUUUCACGCAUUUCGCGUGAGGAGUAUCAGCAACUCCUAAUUGCCCAACAGGAGAUGCCUCCAUUUGGUAGCGAGCCUUUCUUUGAGAACCACACGCAGGCCGAAGUAGGAUUCGCCGUCGAAACCGAGACAUUUGGAGGCACUGUCUACCCCAUUUUUCAUAACUCGUGGGGAAAUACUCCCGACAACUUCGGUAUUCUAACCACCGCACUCUCAUUGACACCUUGGCCGAUCGCCCGCGCGAUCGGAACAGACAAUCUUUCCAUAGACUUCCUCCCAGAGUGGACACCUCCUGUGCUCGACAUUCAGAUACCGCUUCCCUACGACGUGUCGGCCCGGGUCUUUACCAAAAACUUUUGGGACGUGGACUACAAAAGAUUUGGUAACGAGACGCUAAAGCUGUACCCCGAGGGCAAAAUCACCAAGGGCGCGAUUCCCCGUAUGGCGAUGCACAUGUUGCCCGCCCUGGCGCCCAUAUUCGGAAAGAAGAGAGCCGAAUGGAUGACGCAGGCUCUCCGUCAGCUGAGGACCAUGGGCUUCGAUACCAUCUCACAGUACAUCGACGAGGUGUGCAGACAGUAUGCCUUGCCCAAAAUUACGCGACGAAACUGGUACCUUGAGAGCCACAGAUGGACAUUUGAUAAAGCGAGGAUUAAAGACUGUCUGGACGGUUUGCGGAUGGCGGGCAAUAACUUUUUGCUUGCCUUUGCCAAGCUGACGCAGAGUGAGGAGCAAAGGCUUCAAGCUGUCAACGACUUUUUUUCCACGAUACAGCAGCCAGAAACAGGACCAGCCGGCAGUUUCGAAGCGUACCUUGAGCUGUACAUAGGCCAGCUUACACGAACGACGGACAAGGCUUUCUCCGUGUUCCUAGCGUGGCUGACAGCUCUUGAGCGUGUCAUGGCCAACCGGCUGCAACAGUCACAGUUUCUCGUCCGUUCGUACUUGCAGCUGGACGUCUCCGACCGAUGCAUCAUUAGUGAGGGUAGAGGAAAGCACCUGCGUGCACACAUGAGACUAAUGAUCACCAGGCCAUACAACAAGGUCAAGUUGUGUUUAGCGGCGCUGGUAAACUUCAUACAGUCGCGGAUGACCUCCGAGGCGGCAACGAAAUAUGUUCAAGAGCUCGAGGGCCCCUAUGGACACUUGCAGGCCAUUUACCGGAUGACAAAGCAGACGAUGGAUUAUCUGAAGCCGGCAAACGAAUCCAAUAACGUCGGUGGUGCCGGCGCAAGCUUGGCUUAUUUAACUUCGAGCAACCUCGACCCAGUGGCGCGUGCGGAGCGUCUCAAGCCAAUAUUCAUGGCAGAUUUGGAGUUUGUGCAAUCCGAAGAGGUCAAGCAAAUUGUAAGAGUUUUCGACAGCAUAUUCCGGGCACAAGACGGCAAAGAGAUUCUGCCCAAGGACCAGGCUACCGUCGACGCCAAAAUCGCCGAACUCAGUAACCUUUUCAGAUCGAGGAACCUGGGUGGCGCGAGCGCGGAUGAUGCUGGUAGGUCCUCAGGAGAUCCGAGGUCGGGGCCUGGACGGGGUGAGCGUGGCCCGGCGAACAUGUUCAGGCUGGGUCGAAAGACCAUAGGUGGCUCGCGGGUGACCAAACAGAAAACGACUACGACAAAAAAGCUCCAGGCUACCGUUAGCAGGUUGUUCGACCAGGACCGAGCUGGAAAGUUAAGCAACAGCAGAGACACGUUCCAGACGUCCACUCCCCUGCGCACUGCAGCCACCAGAACGGGCCCGGCUCAGGCCUCUUUGCCGUUUUCCCAGUACGCAUCCCCCAACACGGCCAUGAGGGGCUUCCCGACAACACAGACGCCAGGCCAGCCGCCCGCAUUCGCCACGCCCGCACCGACGGCAAACCCUUCCGACGACGGUGUGGGGUUCGGGGGGCAGCCCAAGGAGAAGAGGCGCUUCUGGAUAUUCCCACACCCGUUCGCGGACCAGGCCACGGUCAGCGGGGACCUGACGCCGGCGGCGCGGGACUGGGGCGCCCAGAUCGCACAGGCGCAGCUGCCCAACGACUUACAGUCUUAUCGCGGGGAGAUUGCCGAGAUGCUGCAGUUUGACGGCUCCGCCGCCGCCUCGGCACUGAUGGCUAUGGCGGCGCUCGGCCCGCCCUCGGAGAACAUCCAGGCCGGCCACAGGCAGCAGGCGCAGGCCGUCCACGAGGCCGUCGCCCAGGCCGUAGACGCGACCCUGCCCGCCUCGGCUGCCGCGGGCCCCGACAGUCUCAACUCGGCAGCGGCUUCGAUGCAGCCCGUGCAGAUGCUGACGGCCACGUGGUCAGCUGCUUGGGCUCCCGGCGGUGCUGGUGCUGGUGCUGGUUCCGCGGCGGCCCCGAGCGCAAUGGAUCAGUUGGCCGAGUACGCGACGCGGCGGAUGGUCCAAGAAGGAUUACAGUCUCAGACCCAGACGGCUGGUCAGGGUGAUGAUGGCGCUGCCGAUGCUCCUCAUCCUCAGGCUGAAGAGGUGCCGCGUUGGACUCAAUUAUCCACCGUCGAUGAGAUACUGAAUGCUGUCACGGAGGCGAAUUAUCCGGAUGCUAUGGAGACCGACGAUUAUCAGAAUGAAGAUGGUCAGUGAUCGGGCUUGGGGUUGUUUUUCUUUCCUUUUUUUCUCUUAUUCUUUCUUUUCCCCUUUCAUCUGGUUUAGCUUUGCUUUUGCCGUUUAUCUUCCCUUUGCACAAGUUCCCGGGGUCAGGUCAAGGUUUUAUUCGUUUUCCAUCGUCG